AUGAUCGCGUUCACACCUGGUGCAAAGACUGCAAAAAUCACUAUGAACGGACACACAUUAAAAUUCUCUUCUGAUGUCAAAUUGUUGGGUGUCAUGCUGGAUGAAAAACUGCUAUUCAAUAAGCACAUCCAGUAUGUCAUCGGUAAGGCGACAAAAUUUUUUAAUAAACUUUGCCUAUUUACACGGCCUACUUGGGGUGCACACCCGGAGAACAUACGCGCUAUAUACCAUCAGGUAAUUGUACCUAUUGUGACAUAUGCUGCUGGUGUAUGGGGGCACGUCGCUUCCAAGAGAGGAGUCAGAAAGCGGCUGGAGAAAAUGCAGAGAGGAUUCGCCAUCAAGGCGAUUAAGGCAUUUCGUACCGUCUCCACAUCGGCUGCUCUGGCCCUCGCCGAAUUUACACCAAUCGACUUAAAAAUUCAGGAGGUUCAUGCGGUGGAAAGGACUAGAUUGUCCUGCACGUCAGACUUUCUACCGCAUGACAUAACUUAUGAAAAGCCAACAUAA
This is a messenger RNA of Parnassius apollo (apollo), 507 nucleotides long. NCBI's taxonomy places the organism in Eukaryota, Metazoa, Arthropoda, Insecta, Lepidoptera, Papilionidae. The record is from the annotation of a GenBank genome assembly.